Messenger RNA from Phoenix dactylifera (date palm), 2729 nucleotides. RefSeq names its product BTB/POZ domain and ankyrin repeat-containing protein NPR5-like. The record is from RefSeq and is a predicted model, not a curated record. Gene Ontology annotation, cellular component: nucleus. NCBI's taxonomy places the organism in Eukaryota, Viridiplantae, Streptophyta, Magnoliopsida, Arecales, Arecaceae. Gene Ontology annotation, biological process: induced systemic resistance, jasmonic acid mediated signaling pathway; plant organ development; regulation of DNA-templated transcription. Gene Ontology annotation, molecular function: transcription cis-regulatory region binding; protein binding.
UGCUUGCACGUUGGUACCCUAUUUGAAAAGAGAGAAGAAAAUGAACUAAAAAACAACACCGAACCAUGUCAAGCUUGUUAUUUAACUUCCCAAACGAGGUUCAUUUUCCAUCAUUCCAGCAUUUCCGCACCCAUUUUCCGCUUUUCUACACCUCAAUUAUUUAAAUACCCCAGCCGCCCAGCACAGCCACCCAAGUUGCUCGACUCCUCUUUCUUGCUUUCCCCCUGUCUCUCUCUCGAUCUAUCCCCCUCUGAAAUAAAGAAAAAAAUAUAUAUAAAAAAAAUCCCAUCCCACCGCACACCCCAAAAGGAAAGGAACAAGAAACGAGAAGCAGCAACAGUGCGGCGAAGAGGUCAUGAGAAGAGGCCCCCCUCGCCACCUCUUCCCCCAUUCCUCCGCUCUCCCAUUCCCACUCCUCUCCCUGACACACAACUCCCCCUCUUCUAGACCUCUCCCCACUCUUUCCUUCUGAAACGUCUUCAAGUCAUCAGUCAGCUGAGAGAGAGAGAGAGAUAGAUAUAGAGAUAGAUAUAGAGAUAGAUAGAUAGAUAGAUAGAUAGAUAGACCUGCUAAGAAGGACACGGGAGAGUAAAAAGGGCUGAGCAGCGUCGCAGCAGCAGCAGUUCAGUUCAGCAAUGGAGGAUUCACUGAAAUCCCUCUCCUUGGACUACUUGAACCUGCUGAUCAAUGGCCAGGCCUUCAGCGACGUCACCUUCAGCGUCGAGGGCCGUCUCGUCCACGCCCACCGCUGCAUCCUCGCCGCCCGCAGCCUCUUCUUCCGCAAGUUCUUCUGCGGCCCCGACCCCCCUUCCCCGGGUCUCCUCCUCCUCCACCAGGACCUCCACCCCCACCACCACCACGGCCCCCGCUCCCCCUCCGGCGCAUCCGCCUCGUCCCCCCGCGGGGCCUCCGCCGCCGGCCCCGUCGUGAUCCCGGUGAACUCCGUCGGCUACGAGGUCUUCCUGCUGCUGCUGCAGUUCCUGUACAGCGGCCAGGUCUCCAUCGUCCCGCAGAAGCACGAGCCGCGCCCCAAUUGCAGCGAGCGCGGCUGCUGGCACACCUCUUGCACUGCCGCCGUCGACCUUGCCCUCGACACCCUCGCCGCCGCCCGCUCCUUCGGCGUCGAGCAGCUGGCGCUGCUCACCCAGAAGCAACUGGCGAGCAUGGUCGAGAAGGCGUCGAUCGAGGACGUGAUGAAGGUGCUGAUGGCGUCGCGCAAGCAGGACAUGCACCAGCUCUGGACCACCUGCUCCCACCUCGUCGCCAAGUCGGGCCUCCCGCCUGAGGUCCUCGCCAAGCACCUGCCCAUCGACGUCGUGGCCAAGAUCGAGGAGCUCCGCCUCAAGACCUCCCUCGCCCGCCGCUCCUCCUUCAUGUCCCACCACCCACUCGACAUCGCCGUGGCCGGCGUCGGCCCAUCCUCUGCUGCUGCUGCCGCCGCCGAGCUCGAGGACCAGCACCACAAGAUCCGGCGCAUGCGCCGCGCGCUCGACUCCUCCGACGUCGAGCUCGUCAAGCUCAUGGUCAUGGGCGAGGGGCUCAACCUCGACGACGCGCUCGCCCUUCACUACGCUGUCGAGAACUGCAGCCGCGAGGUCGUCAAGGCGCUCCUGGAGCUCGGCGCGGCCGACGUCAACUGUCCUGCAGGGCCGGCAGGGAAGACCCCCCUCCACAUCGCCGCCGAGAUGGUCUGCCCCGACAUGGUCGCCGUCCUCCUCGACCACCACGCGGACCCCAACAUCCGGACAGUUGACGGGGUUACUCCACUCGACAUCCUCCGUACCCUCACCUCGGACUUCCUCUUCAAGGGCGCUGUCCCGGGGCUCUCGCACAUCGAGCCCAACAAGCUCCGGCUCUGCCUCGAGCUGGUCCAGUCUGCGGCGAUGGUCAUGUCGAGGGAGGAGGCAGCGAAUAGUGGCGGCGGCGGCGGCGGCGGAGGUCGCAAUCCCAGCACGGCCAUGUACCAUCCUCCAAUGAAUCCCGAGCCCAGCAAUUGCAAUGCCAACAGCCUCAGCAGCAGCAGCAGCAGCAGCAUGGUUAACCUCAGUCUCGAUUCGAGAAUGGUAUACCUCGAUCUUGGCAUGGCGGCGCAAUUGGGGUGCAAGAUCAAUGAUGGGGGUGAGGAUGACAACAGCUGCAGUAGGUCUCAAGGGGGUGGUGGUGGCAUUGGUCCAUCAUCCUCCAUGUAUUCUUCUCAUGGAUUCCCGUAACUACCUUGUAAGCUAAGCAAGGAACCUCCUACUGGUCUAUAUAUCGCAUUAUGUCAUACUCUAUCUAUUCUAAUGCUCAUGAAUGGGAAAAGCAGGCUAAAGCUAGGCCAGGAAGCAAGAUAUAUAUAUAGAGAAUUGAAUUGGAAUAUUUCGAGGUUUUCUCUCCUUUUUUUCUUCUUGUAUUUCUAUCUUUCCUUCUACAAAAGUUGUUUGGGGAUGUUGUAGGAAUGGGGGCAGGUCAUGGGCAACUGCAUCUAGACACAAGAGGGGUUUGCUGAUUAUUUUAUUUUGAUUUUUUAUAUAUAUAUUUUUGUUUGCGUUUUGGGAUUUCGGUAUUUUUUUUGGAGUAUUGGCUCUCAUGGAUGGGCAGCAGCAUGUGGGGGAUUUGUAGAGGGAGACAACGAGAAUCUAAGUGAGCUUUGAAUGAUGGAGGAGAUGCAGGUCAAUCUUUUCACUCCCUCUGGCCUGUCACCCCUUUUGUUUUUAUUGCUAUAUACAAUAUCAGAGCCUAUUUAUUUA